AUGGCCGGUGAUUUAAAUCUCAAAAAGUCUUGGAACCCAGCGUUGGUCAAGAACCAACAAAAGGUAUGGGAGUUAGAGCAACAGAAACUUAAGGAUUACAAAGACUACAAGUCCAAAAAGGAUGAGUACAAGCAAGAGCAAGAGUACUUGAAUUUACUCAAGCUUCAAUAUGGUGAAGAUUUCAAUGCCGACCAACUUUCUGAGAAAGAAAAACUCAAAGUGUCCAAACUAAGCUGGAUGUACGAGGAUGUACCAUUUGAAAAACCUACGGAGACGACAAAUUCAAGUGGAUUUAUUGAAUCUAACCAGGAGUUUGUUGAAGGGAAAGCAGAAGUGGAAAAUAUGUUAAAUGGGAAAAUUGCAAUGAAACGAAAUAAAGGCAACAACGAAGGAAGGAAUGAAGCAGGAGGCAGUGAACGAAUGAAUAAAAUUUUGAGCGUGGGAAUUACAGGGAACAAUAGUGGCAAGAAUAUGAACAAAAUCAAUGAUGCAAAGAAUUUGAGGAGCUAUGGAGACGAUCCAUUAGCUAUGAUCAAACAACAACAACAACAGCAGCAGCAGCAGCAAAAACAAAAACAAAAGCAACAUUACAAGCAAAAAGUCAUACUGAUGCAAAGGGAACCGCUGCUGUUGGAAAGGAAAGGAAUCGAUUUGCAUCAACGAGAUGAGGAUAGGUAUGGAGACGGAUAUAGAGACAGAUAUAGAGACAGCAAGCAUAGUUAUGGUCGCAAUCACCUUUAUAAUUCGUCUCGCGACCGACAUAGAAUUGGUGGUAGUGAUAUUGGCAAUGGAGAGGGUGAGGACACUGACCAUAGAGCAAGACAUUAUAAUACCACGUGUGAACAAAGAGGAUAUGGAAACAAUAAAGACAACCAAAGUCAAAGUUUCAGACAAGGAUUUCAUCGCCCCCUGAGUGACCGCGAGAGUAGGUAUGAUCGUUAUCGUCCUAGGCAAGACAGCCUUUCCAACAACAGAAAAAGAGACGAGUCACCCAAAAGGUGA
Messenger RNA from Lodderomyces elongisporus, 1002 nucleotides. RefSeq names its product U2-type spliceosomal complex subunit (gene CWC25). NCBI's taxonomy places the organism in Eukaryota, Fungi, Ascomycota, Pichiomycetes, Serinales, Debaryomycetaceae. The transcript has a single exon. Bases 1 to 1002 code for a protein of 333 amino acids. The record is from RefSeq and is a predicted model, not a curated record.